Molecule: messenger RNA, 5277 nt
Organism: Dracunculus medinensis (Guinea worm)
Lineage: Eukaryota; Metazoa; Nematoda; Chromadorea; Rhabditida; Dracunculidae
Source: the annotation of a GenBank genome assembly
AUGGAGCCUUCUUAUGGAAAUUUCUUCUCAAUUCAGAAAGAAAAAACGAGAGAGCAAAAUGAAGAAAAGGGUUAUAUGUUACAGAACUUCAAGUUUCCGUUGGAACGGUUUGAAAAAUAUUGGCUGAACCGUGAAGGGCCAGUUGCUUAUUAUGGAAACAUCGAGAAUAAGAAUGUAUUGACGGACCCGGUUCGCCGAAUUCUUAUUACUCGACCAUUUUCCUCAAACUAUUUUAUUUCUAAAGAGAUGGGAAGUACAUCGACAAAUAAGGAUAUCAAAGCAAGAAUAUAUUAUCGUUUGAACGAUUCAAAUGAGAAUUUAACCAGAACUGUUGGUAGAACGACUGCGUUUGAUAGCAGAAUAACAAAUACGUCUAUUAAUUUGUCUUCCAAGCCAAACCCAGACCAUCUGCAGCGAAGAGUACAUUCGUCGAGUGAAACUGCUUCAAUCACUUUAACACCCGAUAAAUUUAUCUCCCCAUCUGAUCUACCUAUUUCCAAAUAUGAGCAAUCAAUUUAUAAACCAUUUCGCACUUUUGGCUCGACCAUUUUCUCCAAACUAUUCUAUGCUAAUACCGAUAUUACGUACGAUAUUACGUACCAACAAUAUUUUCUUAGCUAUAAUGGAACGGAAAGUAUCUUAGCUUCAUCAGAUGAAAAUGUAAGCACAUUUAAACAAACAAAGAGUUCUGAGGCCACAAGUCAAAUUAUUGAGUCUUCAAAAGUUUCAGAAAAAACAAAUAGUUUCUCGCAAGAGACUGCACAAGAAUUCACACAUCAUUAUUUAUCUAAAAGCGAUAUAUCAAAGUCACUUCGUUUGACCCAUCCUUUUGAAGAAUCGGCAGUAAUAUUUUCUUCUUCCGAUCAGCAACCAACAGUGCUUUAUUCCACUUAUUCCACCAGAGAGGGAUUAAGAAAAAACCAUUCAAUGAAAGACGUUAAAACAACCCGUAAAAACGAAAUAACUAUGUCUUCGAAAGCAAAAAUUAGAACGAAGGCAUUUUUGCCACAUUUUCAAAAAAAGAUUGAUCAAUUCACUAUCCCUUUCGUAAGAGAUUUUGAAGUAACGCCGGUAUUUCGAGUUGAAUUAUUCAACGGUUCAGAUUCCACCGCGUUCACGAAAGAUUCUUUUUCCUGGUUUUUCAGCAAUGAACUAUUUUAUUCUCCAAAAUCUGAUGAAGGCAAACCUUUGACGGAAAAAAAUUUAACCACUGAAUUUAAUCAAACUGGUGUUGAAUUUAAUUUGACAACUCUAUUAAACCAGAAACAUGCCAAAUUUAAUUUAACAACUCCACUGAGGGAAACUGGUGCCAACUUUAAUUUAACAUCUUUGAAAAACCUGAAAGGUGCUGAAUUUAAUUUAAUAACUCCAUUCAACCAUAAACAUGCCAAAUUUUCCGCUCGUUCAUUUCGAACUGGUCGAUCCACUGUAAAUGAAACUAUUGGCACUAUGGAUCACACCACAACAAAAAUGAUUCAGAAUGCAAGAAAACCAUUUAAGGAACGAGCUACCGGCAUUCAUAACAGGCAGGAUAAAACUGGUAGAACUGAAGGUAAACAAAUUUUAUUGGAGACAAAUGGUACAACUGAUAAAAGCAUUCAUAAAAUUUUCGUACAUGGAUAUAAAUUUGAUACAUUUGGAAGUACAAAGGAUAACUAUUUGGACAAUUAUUUGUUUUUCAGUGAAGAGGGAAAAAAUUGGACCACAUACUCUGGCGAGAACAAGAAUAUAUUAAAACAUCAGUUAGACAAGGAAAACACAAGUGAAAAAACCAAAUCAUUUUAUGCAAGCAAAAAUGUCAUCACACCUAAAAUUAAAGAAAAGUUCUUAAGUAGCAUUUCGAAUAUAGCUCAAUGGAAUUCUCCAUCAUAUUCCCAGUAUAAAAAUCUUCAAUCCAGGUUUCCUCCAUCUUAUAAUCAAUUUCCUAAUGAAGGAUACGAACAAAAAGGUAUAACUGAGAAAGCACAAUAUAUAAAUAUUUUAUUCAAUGAUAUCAACAAUUUAAUACAGAGUACCAUUAGUGGCAGACAAGAUGUAGCGGAUGGAAUGAGGCAAACGGAUGAAUUAUCAUUGGACACACAGAAUAUUAUUAAAAUUCCAUCAAGCGCAAAAAUCUCUUUGAAAGAAGUCAUUGAUGCAAAAAAAACGUCGAAGAUUUCCGAUUUACCACUGAAUAAUUUUUCUAAAUUUGGCAUACCAGAUAGUACAGGUAGAGGCUAUGAUACUGCAACAAUGCACAAAAAUACAGAAAUUAGCGAAAAAAUCUCGAGUAUGGAAAGUAAUAUUUUCCAUUAUCCAGUCAUCAAUACAACUUGGUCGAAAUACUCAUUGGCAAUAUCUUCAAGCAGAAAGGUCAAAGAGACUUAUGUUCAAGCCUCAUAUCAACAAAGUGUUCAGCUAUCGACGACGAUGCAUCCAUUGAAAAUUGUUAGCACAAUAGAUGAAUUAACUAAAAAAACAGCUGAAAUCCCUAGUAGUUCGAAAGGUCUGCCGAAUUCGGCAUAUUUGCAUUGGAAAAAAAUGAGUGCAGAAUGGGACGAAAUGACUUCAAGUAUUCGGAAUCGAACAUUAACAGGUGAAGUAAAAUUUUUGUCUAAAGUGGUAGAAGAGUGUCGGUCCGCUUGUUCGAGUGGUUCAUCAAAUGCUGAAUGGGUUGAAGCAAAAACUAUUUGCCUACAUAAGUUAGAUCCAAAAUUAUAUGGUAAUUAUGAAGAGGCUUUGCAAUUUUGCAAAUUACAUAUGAAUAUGAUUGAAGAAACUGAUUUAGCUGUGCGAGAGAAUCUACAAACAGUCCAAAAGCUUCUAAGAGAAGGCGAUUUGAAUGAUCUGAUAUUCGUUUAUGCUCCUGUUACUCGACAAUUUCGAAAUUUUCGUGAAGUUAAAAUCAUAAAUAUUAGUUCGAGUACUGUUUUCAAGUUGAAUGUGGUCAGCAAAGUGAAAAUUGAUGCAAAUAUAUCCGAUGUUCAAGUUAUUUGCAAAAAAAAUCAAUAUUGUAAACCAGUAACAUGUAAUUUGGAUGCCUUCGAAAACAGAAAAAAUAAUCACCUGCUUCCGAACCUGCUGCUUCCGAAUAAAACUAGGAUUUCAAGUGGAGAAAUCAUCGAUGUAAUUUGUAAUGCGGAUCCUUAUAACGUUCAAACCAUUUCCUAUGCCUGUACCAGUGUUGGGCAUUUUCAACCCGACCCCUCUGAUAAUUUGUGUAAAUCAUUGGAGACUUCAGAAAGUGAAAAUAUGGAAGCUGAAGAGAUUAAAUAUGUUUCAACUUCAAGAAGAAGAAAUUCCUGCAAUGAUUGCCAUGAGCUUGGAACAGAAAAAUGCUAUAAAAAUGCGACAAGUGAUGCUACAGAAAAUAUCUAUUGUAUUUGUAAACCAGGAUGGACGAUGUCAACAUGUUGGAAGGCUCCGUUUUUUUGUCGUCCAAAUAUGUGUGGCGAAAACGGACGAUGUGUGGAAUUUGUUGAUAGUGCUUACUGCGACUGUGAUGAAGGAUGGGCAGGUGAAAAAUGUAUGAUUAACAUUGGAGACAUUUAUAGUGCAAGUGAUAUCCUUGACGAUGUAAAAAGCAACGUUAGCAACGAAAUUUUUCUAAAAACUGAAAGAAUCCGAGAUCGGGAUCCUCAGGAAACAAUUCAAAGGCAACGUUCGUUGGUACUAUUCUUGGGUGCAUUUAUUGCCACUUUUUUCCGUCAUCCUGGUAAAUAUGGUCUCGAUAAAAAUUAUGGUGGCCGUUUCUAUAAUUGGAUAUAUUUGCAAGCGUUCUCCAUCGGGCAAUUUCUGUUCGUUAUGGAAGCAUUAAAUGUUCAAAAAAUGUUCGCUGCAACAGCCUUCAAUCGUUGGAAUUGUGGUAAAAAAGGAGAAAAAGGUUUGACUUAUUUGUUAAUUAUUCCUCCAUGUUACUUUAUUCCAUUCGCAUAUAUUUCAAUCGCUACUAUAUUGAACUGGAAUCAUGUUCAACGAUCUUGGACCUGUCUGGGACUGUUUAAUGAAGAUUCAUUUAAUCUACAACUAUCGCUCAUUGUUUUCAAUGGUAUUCUUGUCUUAGCCACAGUAGCGCUAUGUGAAAGCGCAUUUCAAAUUACACGCAAAGUUCCUGACGCGGAGGUGUAUCGUUAUUUAUAUUUUAUUUCGAAUCGACCUUACGAACUUGGAACUGGGAUGAUGCAUGUUGAAAAAAAUUUGCCAUUUGUUUUCUUGGGGCCAUUGCUUCAUUUUGGAACAUGGAUUUCGGUUAACGUGGCCACAUAUUCGCAGUUGUUACCACAUAGCUUCUUUGAGAAAGAACAACUGCAAGCAAAACAUUGUGAAUCAAUGCUUAAAAAAAAAGCUGCAGAAGAAAUUCGCAAGAAAAAUGUCGAAUUAUUAAGAAAAUACCCAAAUAUUCCCGGAAAUCUUUUAUUCAAUGUACCAGAGGAAGGUCCACUACUGUUUGCUCCAUUAUUAUUUCCUUUUGCACCAAACCAUUCUGAUUAUAUAUCAGAGUGGCAGCAACUGAUGUUGAAAAGGCGAUGGACGGAAGAAUUUGCAAAACAGCGCCAAAUUGGAAACGAUAAACCUCAAUCAAUUUAUAAUGUUAAAAGUAACGAUAUGGACGAAGAAGAUUAUGAAGUUACUAAGGCGAGAUUAUUUGUCUGGGAUCAGUGGGUAAAUGAAAUUAGCAACGCCGAUGUAUUUGACAAUGAUCUCGUUAUCAAGCAUAAAAUUGAAAAUCCCUUUAUGACAAAUGAUGCAUCCAUCUUCUUUGAUAAUACCCGUACAGCCACAUUAUUGCUUGCAAAUACAGUUGUCACGGAACCAGUUACAGUAGCGAAGAGUCCUUCCAUUCAACUUAAAUACCAAGUUGAAAAAGCUAUGGAAGUCUGGAAAAAAGCGUUAAAUGAAAGAAAUGCAGCAUUUGAUAAAGUUUAUGCCGAUGACCCAAUAGUAAAGCAUGUUGAAGCACUAACUAACAACGAAAUUGCAUUAUCAUUAUUGAACGUUCAACCUGAUAAAUUGCCCGGCCCAAAGUAUUCUGAAACCAAAUAUCCAAUCAAAAUUAAUCCGCGAUGCAUGCCUCUAGAAGAUUUCUGGCUUGAUCCUGAUAUGCCUGGCUUCAUUGGGCCACACGAUUUGUCGAAAUACGACGUCCCGGUUUUAGAUCCACAAAUUCGAUUAAGACGUUUUUUUAACCGAAUAAUGGAUCGUAAAUGGAAUGAUAUGAUAGAUGACCAUUGGGAAUAUAAGCUUGGAAAGAUCCAUAUGCGUAGUAAAGGCUAUUUCAUUACGAAUUUUUUUGGUUGA